Neoarthrinium moseri is the source of this 2433-nucleotide messenger RNA. RefSeq lists its product as uncharacterized. NCBI's taxonomy places the organism in Eukaryota, Fungi, Ascomycota, Sordariomycetes, Amphisphaeriales, Apiosporaceae. The transcript has a single exon. The record is from RefSeq and is a predicted model, not a curated record. Bases 1 to 2433 code for a protein of 810 amino acids.
AUGGAUCACCUGCCGGCGCCAACUGAUUGGCAGCACCCCGCUGUACCUUUUUACGCCCAACGACGCAUUUACAAGCCUGAAGACUUCUUUGCCAUACCAAAGAGUGCAGGCUACCAUAGCCUGGAGGACCUCAUUUACCGUGGUCUAGACACCAAAAAGCAUACCGCCAGAAGCCAAGUGAAUCAGUUCAUCCAAUCAUGGCUGUUCUUUGCUCUAUUAGCACGAGUCUUGGGUACACCUAUUCAUUUCAAGAGUUUGGUGAUUGAAGGGCCGAACCCACGGUUGACCACCAAAGGUCUAGCUGGCCUUGUGUCUGAAUGGGCCGAACGCUGGAAGCAAACUGCGAACAAAACCGAUGCAGAGUCGGUCUCUGCACUGAAAAAUGACUAUGUUCAAGCCUCGAUGGCGCUCGAAUUUGCUCGGCGCUUUUGUUGGAAACACAUCGCGAACAGGCCUUUUGAGGAUGACGAUUACAACGCGAACACGGGACCGUGGCGGGGGAAUUUUGACCGCAAACAUGGGAACGGCAAUCUCCACGGUAUGUUCGACAAGGCAGUAACUCUGUCGAUUGCAAGCGUUGGUGAGAUCCUCCAAGAGGAACUAUGGGCAAGAUUGCCUCCCAGGCAGAAAGAUCGCGUCGAGUUCUGGAAGCAGCCAGAGGACGAAGAGAGGAAUUGGGGAUACAGCCUCUGGUGUCGCGAGCAAAUGCAGAAGCAUGGAUGGUGCAAACCUGAGAUCCGUCGACUGGAAGGCAUCAUGUUCCACGUCAACAACAUCUACUAUGCUUGUUCCAUGGGCCAACGAGAAACGGAACACACUGUCCGCUGUUGCACGGACUGGGUAUGCAAUGUCGAUAGUGCAAAAACUCUGCCUCUCCAAGAGUUGCACUUUCACAAACAAGUUUACUGCGAAUCGCCGGCUCAGACAGUGGACGAGGGCGAGCUGGUUGCCAUCAUAGAAAACGGUCAUAUUCCGUUAGUGAGAUGGACGAACCACGGCAAGCUCGUUUGUAAAGGCUUUGAUUUGGACAUCGAAUCGCCACUUCAAUUUGGGGCCGUCUCCCACAGCUGGUCGGAGAACAUACUUAACUGCGGCGAAGACUCCGCCGGAAGAAACAACCGAUGUAUGAUUCAGUGUCAACUUGGACGUCUCCGAGAUACCUUCGCAAAUAUCCUCAGCUUAAAUCCGGGAGAUGGAGAGCCCUGGUUUUGGGUGGAUGUCCUGUGUCUGCCGCGUGAUUGGGAUAGAAAGGUCACCCUACUCAAUAAACUGAAUACUAUCUAUAGAAAAGCAACGGCAGUCUUAAUAUGGGACAGAAAUCUUCUGAAACGCGAUAAGCCAGCGAAAGAAGACUACAUCGAGAUGAACGUCCGGCUUGACACAGGACACUGGUCUCGCAGGCUCUGGACAGUGCCGGAGGCAGUUUUGGGCAAACAUUUGUAUGUCGCAUUCAAAAAGGGGUAUCUGGAGUUGGAUAAGGUGAAUUCUGCCAGCAAGGCAGCAAGGCUGGACGUUCGCCAUCCCCAUCACUUCGUGUGGAAGUCUGGUAGACCGCUCGAUCCAUCAAUCAGACAUAUUCGGUCCCAUAUACACGAGCGAGGGAAGGAGUUCCCUGUCCAGAGGGCGUGGCAAGCGCUGCAGUUCCGUGAAGCGACAGUGAAGGAAGACGAAACUAUUGUCCUCGCAAGCAUCUUGGGUCUUAACGUUUGCAGGUUCUUGAACAUCAAGACCCCAACCGAGGUCUACACCGGCACAGCAGCUCCGACUAUUGAGAGCGUAGCGUCCGCAAGAAUGAUUGAGUUCCUGAAAGCGGUCGAUGAGACACCUGGUCUCGGAAUUCCCUCCGGGUUGGUGUUUUUACCCCGGCCAAAGCUGGAGACUCAACAAUACGGAUGGGCUCCUAAAACUUGGAUGCAGAGGCAGCUCCAUACAUAUCCUCUUUUCCGACCAUUGAAGAAGACAGGGUAUAUGAUGCCUUACGGACUCCACGUUGAGUUCCCCGGACUUAUCCUCCACUGUCCCAACCCAGUCAUUAAGAAGAAGAUUUUUUGGAUACCAGUGAGCCAGACACUCCACAAAUGGUUCAAGGUAUGGAUCGACGAUGCGGGUUCGAAUGUGGAGGAGCUCAAGAAACGUCUGCAGCCUUCUGAUGAGCAUUGCAUCAUCCUCAACGCGGAAAAGACUAGAGAACGGUGGGAAGUUGGCCUCUUUGUCAAGAGGAAAGGCACCCUGGCCUGCGGUGACGUUUGGAGGGUUGAGACCAUCUGCAGGGUCUGGGUGCGUUUGGAGACUAAUAACGACGAGCUCAUGAGGCUCAGGACGGAGUUUCACGAGGACAUCAAGCAGAUGUAUUUUGGGGAGAGGGUGGACAGCCAGAGAUGGUGCGUCGAGGAGUUCAGUCCUGAUGCUACGAGUAGCGAACCUGAAUGCUAG